Molecule: messenger RNA, 1270 nt
Organism: Pelobates fuscus (common spadefoot toad)
Lineage: Eukaryota; Metazoa; Chordata; Amphibia; Anura; Pelobatidae
Product: platelet-activating factor acetylhydrolase 2, cytoplasmic-like
Exons: 10
Coding region: 63-1220 (385 amino acids)
Molecular function (GO): 1-alkyl-2-acetylglycerophosphocholine esterase activity
Source: RefSeq, a predicted model, not a curated record
UCGGGCACUCCCAACAGCAGUUCAACAGACCUAGUUCAGCGUGGAACAGAUACACCGUUAUAAUGGGCGCCCCUUUGUCCCUAACACUACCUCCUGUCAGCGGGCCGCAUUCUGUGGGGGCGACCGAUGUUAUGGUGAAACUCGACAAGGAGGGCAGCUUCUUCCGGCUCUUCUAUCCAUGCAGCCCUUCGCCUGGGCUGCAGCACCCUCUAUGGGCUCCUCGAAAAGAGUACCUCGUUGGCCUGCUCAUUUCUUUGGGUUUUAAAAGUAAAGUGGCACAUUAUGGAUCCUCAGCGUUAUUAGGCUACUCUCGAAUUCCAGUUGCGUGGAAUGCCCCCUUUGUGGCUGGAAAUGACAGAAAGCCAGUAAUCAUCUUUUCUCAUGGUCUUAGAGCCUUCAGGACUGUGUACUCAACAUUGUGUAGGGAGCUGGCAUCAUAUGGCUACCUGGUAGCUGCUGUAGAACACAGGGAUGGGUCAGCAUGUGCCACUUACCAUUUAUACUCAAAACCUGGCAAUGAAAAUGUAAAUGACGUUUGGGUUCCAUUUCGAAAAGUAGAACCAGGAAUGAAAGAAUUCUACCUACGAAACUACCAGGUCCAUCAAAGAGCAACUGAAUGUGCCAGAGCUGUACGGGUUCUUGAGGACAUUGAUGCAGGAAAAUUAGAAGCCAGCAUUAUGAAGUCUGAAUUCCAUCUGCAAGCUCUUAAGGGCAGGAUUGACUUCUGCAGAGUUGCUGUAAUGGGUCAUUCCUUUGGUGGCGCAUCAGCUCUCCUAAGCCUGGUUAAGGGUAAUGUUUUCAGGUGUGCGAUUGCAUUGGAUGCGUGGAUGUUUCCUCUGGAAGACACUUCAUAUCCAAAAAUCCAAAAGCCAACAUUAUUCAUAAACAAUGAACAUUUCCAAACUUCCUCCAGUAUUCAGAAAAUGAGGACAUUGAGUUUGGGAUGCAAAGAUAGUAAAAUUCUGACUAUCUUGGGAUCUGUUCAUCAUAGUCCCACAGAUUUUGCCUUCUUCACUGGGUACAUGGUAAAUGCAUUUAUUGGCUCCCAUGGGACAAUUGAUCCGCACAUUUGCUUAAAUGUCACAGUCACAUCAGCGCUGGACUUCCUCCAUAAGCACUUGGACUUGCCUGCUUAUAUCCCAAAACUGGAAAAGUUAAGUGAAGAGAUCAGAACGUAUGUUGUUGCAGAUGUUCCACAAAUACAUUCUAGCAAACUUUGACCUUGUUGUAAAGAAGAUGUUGGUGUUUGCUCUCUAAACAUCUAAUUGUA